Exophiala viscosa is the source of this 1859-nucleotide messenger RNA. Its product is annotated as benzoate 4-monooxygenase cytochrome p450. The coding region runs from base 187 to 1686 and encodes 499 amino acids. The transcript has 5 exons. The record is from RefSeq and is a predicted model, not a curated record. NCBI's taxonomy places the organism in Eukaryota, Fungi, Ascomycota, Eurotiomycetes, Chaetothyriales, Herpotrichiellaceae. Gene Ontology annotation, molecular function: heme binding; iron ion binding; monooxygenase activity.
UUCGUCUUCGCCAUUCUUCGAAAACAUGGCCACAGUAAAUGCGGACGUUGGCAUUGAGGACUGAGACGCUCAACCACACAGACCACGGUUACUCUCCGUUCUUUCGCAACGACUCGACUGGCCUGGGAUUCUACUUGACUACUGUAGUUCAGUCAUAUCACCUUUAUUGAAAAUCACUGUCGGACAAUGACACUUACCUCACUUCCGAAUUGGGUUUGGGUGUCUUAUUCGGCAGUAGUACUAUCAGUACACCGUUCAGCGCUAUCGCUGCUCGUCGCAGUUGCCAUUCUAUCAUGUCUCAGCUUCUUGGCAUAUCGCCUGUUUCUCUCACCACUAAGCAAAGUCCCCGGCCCAUGGUACACCAAUAUAUCGCACCUCUUUAUGGUAUAUCACGAUUUCAACGGCACGAAGCGUCUCUGGAUACACAAUCUGCACCUAAGAUAUGGUUGCGUGGUACGAUUGGCACCCAAUGAGGUAUCCUUUGCCAGCGCAGCGGCCUUGAAAGAGAUCUACACCUCUGCCGGUGGUUAUGCGAAGACGGAGUUAUAUUCUCUUUUCAAACAAAACGAUCACAGAAAUCUCUUCACUGCCUUAGACAAGAAGGAGCACAACGAGAAGAAAAAGCGGCUUGCGGAUCGGUACACGAAUACGGCUGUCCUGCAUCCCAGCAUCCAGGAACCCCUACGUGAGCGUGGUGAAGCAUUUGCAAAAGUCUGUGGUGAAAGCGAAAGUACAGACAUAUACCUCUACUUGCACUGCUACGCCCUUGACUGUGUGAGUGCCAUGAUCUUCCACCCAUACGGCACGAAAUCUGUCGAGGGUGGUAGUGAUCAUGACAUGGUCCGAAACCUUUCGUACCAUGACAGCCGGUCUGCACUGGUGCUCCGUCACCACUACCCUUGGCUCGAAGCUGCUUACAAGUCGUUGACUCCCAAGCGACCCUCGAAAGGCGGCAAAUUCCUCUUUCAUUAUGCCUGGUCCUCGAUGCGGGCAUCCCCUCAUUCAGACUUCACACUCGCAACUCGCCUGCUCCAACAUCCCGAGAUGGGCAUGGAGGACAUGGUCGCCGAGUGCCUCGAUCACAUUGGCGCAGGUAUCGACACCACAGGUGAUGCGCUAUGCUUUCUCAUGUGGGAGUUAUCGCAAUCGCACAACGCUGAGCGCAUGCAGCGACUCAUCGAGGAGCUACAGACAUGUGACCCGGAGCAUGGGGGCAGGCUCAAUCAACAGCCAUAUCUCAACGCCGUUAUUGAGGAGACCAUGAGGCUCUGGGCUCCCGGCACCCUGCCUCUACCACGUUACGUGCCUCAAGGCGGCCGAGUCAUUGACGGGUACUACAUUCCGGCUCAUACCAUUGUCAGCGCUCAGUCAUACACAGUACACCGGCUUGACCAGUCCGUCUUCCCUGAACCAGACAAAUUCCUUCCCGAGAGAUGGCUCGAAGAGAAAGGCAGCGUCGACAGACAGCGCUUGAUGUUCGCAUUUGGGUCCGGCGCCCGUUCAUGCAUCGGCAAAUUCCUCGCUCUGUCCGAAAUGAGAAUUCUGUUACACUCCGUAUAUUCGAGGUAUCGGACACGACCCGCCGCGGAUAUGCACGCAUCUAUGGAGAUGUCGGAUCAGUUGCUGACCUCUCGACCGAAGGACUUGCUAUGCAAGCUCACCUUCGACCGUCUGAUAAGAAAAUGAGCGGUUGAACACCAUCUACGUACCCUAGCGAGCAUAUUUCCCAAAAACUGGCACCGUCUGACAAGGAGUACAUCUAAGAUACAUGUAUAAGUUCAUGGCCCAGCUUGACUUAAAGCUAGUAGCAGUCGUACGGUAGGGCCGAGGCCUCCUAAUUGUCAGCAGCUAACACUCGA